This is a messenger RNA of Sander lucioperca (pikeperch), 2458 nucleotides long. RefSeq names its product NADPH oxidase organizer 1-like. Gene Ontology annotation, molecular function: protein binding; superoxide-generating NADPH oxidase activator activity; phosphatidylinositol binding. The record is from RefSeq and is a predicted model, not a curated record. Gene Ontology annotation, biological process: superoxide anion generation. NCBI's taxonomy places the organism in Eukaryota, Metazoa, Chordata, Actinopteri, Perciformes, Percidae. The transcript has 8 exons. The coding region runs from base 144 to 1655 and encodes 503 amino acids.
UGACUACGCCUCCGUUAUGUGAAGCCUAUAUCUACAGCAGCAGACUGUGUGAUCUGGCAGAGCAGCAGAAGCAGUUCAGCAGGAGACCGAAGGUCAAUAAAGCAGCUAUUCAUCCUGAGAGCUGAGACACAAACAAGAGCACAAUGGCCGGUGAACAACGCUUUGUAAUCAGUGCCCGCAUUAUAGGAGCCGUCCACAGGGACACACCAAAACUCAGGAUGUUCAUGAUUUCUGUGUUAUGGUCUGAUGAGACUGAAGUGAUUACCUACAGGUCCUUCCAGGAUUUUAAGGAUUUACAUCGGCAGCUGAAAAAGAGGUUCCCUCUCAUGAACCCUUUCAGGAGAAACGACAGAGUGAUCCCCAAAUUUAGAGGGGGGUCCAGGAAAAGCAGCCUCCAGCAGAAAGGAUCCAAGCGAUCCGUCCAACGAAUGAAGUUCCUGGAGAGCUACUGCAACAAACUGCUGAAGUGCGAGCCAACUGUGACUCAGAGCUCAGAGGUGGCACAGUUCUUCAUGCCCAAAGACCAUGACCUGCAGCCAGACUUCACCAAGAACAGCAUCAUGAUCCUGCUGUGUGAGGAUCUGCCCGAUGGUGAAGGAGGCGGUGAUGUGACUCGCCAGCAGGCAGGAAACAUCACUCACCCGUUUGUCACCCAGACUUACCGCUGCGUGGCUGCGUACGAGACAAAGGAUACCAAGAACCGUCCGUUUAAAGUCGCUGUGGAUGAGAAGCUGGAUGUGCUGAUCAAAGACCCUGCAGGUUGGUGGCUGGUGGAGAACGAGGAUAAGCUUUUGGCUUGGUUCCCUGCUCCCUACCUGGAGUUAUGGGAUGGAGAGGACGAUGAAAACGCUGGAUUCCAGCUUGCAGGUGCCCUGUACUGUGCCGUGAGGAGUUACUCGACUAAGAAGGAUGACGAGGUGUCUGUGCCCAUUGGCUCUGUGGUAGAGGUGCUGAGGAAGUCUGACAACGGCUGGUGGCUCAUCAGAUUCAACGGCAAGGCAGGUUACAUCCCCUCCAUGAACCUGCAGCCUUACAACAACCCACGGGCAGGCCUCUACAGCCUGCAGAGAAAGCUGCACAGCUCCACUCUGAACCUGGCAACCAGCAGGGAGCCUCAGGCUUCUCGUGCACCCAGCGUCAGUGAGGAAAUCAGCCCACGGCGGGGUUCUGCAGGUCAGUCCAGAGGAGAGCCUAGUGUGCUCUGGCGUCUCCACAAGGCCCGAUCCCUGGACGUCCUCUCUGAGACCCGCUCGCAAACACAGAUGGAGAGGGACGUCUCGACCUCAGACCACUGUGCACGCAGCACGAGCAACACAAGCAACACAAGCACUGAGACCAGCUUCUCCAGCUUCUUUUCAAGCAGUGAAUUUUCCUUAAGUCCUGCAGCCUCACCCCAGCCCGGUGUCAGCGACAGUGGGAGCAGCUUCCCUGAUCUCAGCCUCUCGGACCGCCGCAGCUCCAACACUAGCUCUGAGAGCUCUGGAUCUGUCAGCCCCAAAGGCAGUGAGACGGCCUCAAACGCUCCCAGGGUGCCACCCAGACCCAAAACCGAGGAGAUCCUGACCCGCUGCACCACCAUGACCCGGAAGGCAGCCCUGGCAACCAAGACCCGGCUUCAGAUUCAUCCAGAUUCAUCGUCCAUCCACAGCCGCUAGGGAAUCACAAGCCUCUGAUUUAUAAUGUAUUCAUGUAACAUACUUAAUCUGUUCGACCCCACAGGGUCUGUCAGUCAAAUGGGUUUUGUGCAGCAUUGUUCAUAUCUCUAUAUCAAAUUCUUGUCAUACCAAAGAUGGGAGAGAAAGCAACUUUGACUAGAUAAAUGUAUGCUGAAUACUGUAAGAUGAUGUUUAAAUAUGUCCCAUUUGUUCAAAUAGAACAUGGCAUAUUGGGUUUGAAUAUUUCACUCAGUGUAAGAAUAAUAAUGUAGCUUCAGUGAAGCGUUAGUAGAAGCAGGUACAAGAAAAUGUAUGUGACGCUGCCAUACAGUAGUAAACAGAUAUUUUAUAUUAUAUAUUUUAUGUUGUAUUUGAUGUAUCUCUCUUUACUGUUUGAUAAUAGAAAACUCACUAAAAUAUUAUGCACCUUUUAUUUGUUUUAUCUUUCCCAGCAGUGAUGUUUAGUUUUUACUAUGUUAUAUUUGACAGUUUCUCCUAAUGGAAAUAAAUGUAUAGCCUAGGGAAGGCCACCCUUUUGUAAACAGCAGCAUAGAACCCGUCAAAGAAUAGACUGAAUGCCAGAGUUAAGGCUGAAAGAUGAAAUAUGAUGGGCGUGGUUAACAAGCUGUCAGCUGACAGAAAGGAAUUCCAGUUUCCAGUCAGAACAUGUUCUCAUUUCAUUAUUGCCUUCUAUUGUCUGUUGCUUAUUUAAAAUGUCUUUUGUUCUCCCCUUCAUGUUCAGUAUAUGUAUUAUAAUGUGGAUAACAUGAACAUGUCAAUAAAAUCUAACUUUCACCACCAAA